Hydra vulgaris (swiftwater hydra) is the source of this 1086-nucleotide messenger RNA. RefSeq lists its product as uncharacterized. The record is from RefSeq and is a predicted model, not a curated record. Lineage: Eukaryota; Metazoa; Cnidaria; Hydrozoa; Anthoathecata; Hydridae.
GGUUUAGUCAGUCGGGUGUAAUAGUAAUUAGAAAAAACUUUUUCUUGUUCCUCGAACCAUUUUUUCAGACAUUUUAAACAUGAGGAGCUUUUUAUUUUUUCAUUUGGCAGUUGUUGCAUCUCUGCUAUUUGUAUGUGAUACUAAUAAAUUAACUAAAUCAUUCAGUAAGUUAAUUGGAAGUAAGCCCAGUUGCAAAGACAUUCUAAAAAAUAAAGGGACGCCAGAUAAGAAAAAUUUCUCUGAGUUUAAAAACUAUGGUUACCCAAAUUUUGACGAUAAGACAACAAAGAUAAAGCUUGAACCAAGGGGUCCACUUUCUGUUCUAAAUGGAUUUAAAAUCCCUAUAAGAUUGGGAGCGGAAGAUUAUUGUAUCGCCGGUGAUUCAGACAAAUUAAAAACUUUUUUUGAAUGUUUUGGGCAAUAUGAAGUGAUUGGGUCAGAAUUAGAUAUGGAAGGAAAGUGGGUAAAUAACACCGGAACUAUAAAAAUACAAAUAUCAAACUUAUCUAAAGGACCAAAGCUAACAGACAGCAUGUAUGAAAUGGUUUUUAAAAUGGGAUUGGAUAAAAUCCAGAAUUAUUUAGAUCCAAGUAAAAUAAUUGGCUUAGAAAUAUUUGGUGGCCCUAAAGGUAAUUUAAAAGACCUUAAAAAGCUAAAAAAAGCAUGGAAUACAGCUAAAAAAUACAUACCACUUCCCGAAAAUGCAGUUAAUAAAAUUGCAGAAAUUUCUGCCAGGGAAAUUUCCCUGCCAGACAAAAUUGAACAAGUUUUUCAACUAAUAAAAAAAGAAACGGAUGCUAUAAAAGCUUCAAAAUCAUCAUGGAAGGAACCAAAAAACGUCACAAAAAAUAAAGAAUUUUUAGUUACAUUGACGAUGUAUGCAAGACCUGAAAAUAAUGUGAGAGCUACCUACGACACUUUAAAACCAACUGUUACCCUGGAAGAGAUUGGUACUGCUGUAAACACAUUUAUCACGAAGAUACUAAAGUAACCACAGUACUAAAAUAAGCCAGCCUAAAAAAACCAUUUCUUUAUUAAGUAAAAUGUAAUCUUGAGACUGUCAUAAAAAAUUAAAUAUAAAGCUUA